GCCAUUUAUUGUUAUUUGUGAUUUAACGACCCACGACUUGAAAUUAAGAGUAGAAUUUAAAAGAGCAAUGACUACUUUAAUAGAACAGUUGAUAACAAAGAUGGGCCUGCGGGAGGAGCCCAAUGUGAUGGAGAAAACCACUGAAUUGGUGCGACUACUGGAGCUGCGCUCCACAAAUGUCCCCCUGCAGAUCAACGAGUACGGCAAGAUAGUCCUGUGCGCAGACCUCGCCUCAUGUCUGCUGGGCAUCGGGUUCGACAAGGAGCAGGCCCUUAAGUUGUCUGGAUUGCGCCGGAGCCACUACCUCAACAACAAGCGGAUGUUCGAGAAGCUCCUGGACCUGAACAAGCUGGCCAGUGUGAACGACAUAUGUGUGCAGCUGGGCCUCAACGAGGUGACCCGCAAGGCUGAGGAGCUGAUGACCCUCUUCAAGGCCGUGGCGGCCACCGAGGACACGGGCACCGACACCACCCAUCCGCAGUACGCAGCCAUGGCCGUCUUCCAGGCCUGUCGCCUGCUCAAGAAAAAGGUCUCCAAGACCAAGCUCAUGCCCUUCAGCAACCUUCGUCCCACCCAGUUCCAACAGCUCGAGCAGCAGUGGACUCUCAUGAUAGCCAAGCACCACAAAGAGGGAAAAGGACUAGCGUCCUCCGAUUUGGAUGGGAAACUCAAGGAAAGUCAGCAGGAGAAUAUCAAGGGCCAAGAGGGCAAGAAGGCGCAGAAGCCUCAGACGGAGGACUACGAUACAUGGAAGGCGCGAAUGCUGGCCACAGCGCAGGCUCGGCUGAAGGAACAGGAAAGUUCGCAGAGUAAUCUGGAGGCUUAGGCAUUUGGAUUACAUUAUGGCUAUAAUAUAAGCCAUUUCCAUGAAAGAUCCAGUUUGUCAUUAGAAAUACUUAUUUAUUACAUUGAAUAUUACCAUUAGUUGUAGUUUAAAAUAUCAAAGAGAUUCUUAAGAAACGGAUAAAUAAUGCCAAUGUUUAAUUUGUUGGCAUUCUGAAAGAAUUUGGUUAUCCUCGUCAUCCCGAUCCCAAGGUUAUGCUUUUAAAUUAAACAAAAAAGUCAGAUUAAAAAUGUUUCGUUUUAAAAAAGAUGAACACACAUGUAUUCAGAUAAUUCCUCGUCAAAAUAUGAAAAAAUAUCAAAAGUAAUAUAGUAUAUAGUAUAUAGUUUCUUUUAGUUUGCAUCCCU
This is a messenger RNA of Drosophila subpulchrella, 1191 nucleotides long. It is a transcript of the gene Orc6, whose product is annotated as origin recognition complex subunit 6. NCBI's taxonomy places the organism in Eukaryota, Metazoa, Arthropoda, Insecta, Diptera, Drosophilidae. Gene Ontology annotation, biological process: DNA replication; DNA replication initiation. The record is from RefSeq and is a predicted model, not a curated record. The coding region runs from base 68 to 826 and encodes 252 amino acids. Gene Ontology annotation, molecular function: DNA binding. The transcript has 2 exons. Gene Ontology annotation, cellular component: nuclear origin of replication recognition complex.